AAUAUAAGUACUCAUACGUUAUUAGUGCAUUUUGCGCAUUGUAUGCUUGAUAUAGAUGUGCAAGUAGUUCAUAAUUACAAGCAACUACCUGCAAAUAUGGUGCACAUCGAGCACAACCAGAUUAGCCUUUUCCUUCUAAUUCUGUCGUGCUUUUUAAACCAUGCAUUAUGCGCACACUCCAUUUCAUCACAAAACCAAAACAUAAACAUAAAUAAUGAUAUAUUAAUAGGCGUGGGAAUCAUUCUAGAUAUGGAGUCACCAAUGGGGAAGGCCAUUCACAGUUGCAUUACCAUGGCGAUAUCUGAUUUUUAUGCUCUUCGUCACAGCUAUAAAACAAGGAUAGUUAUUCACACUAGGGACUCCGAGGGAGACCCAGAUAAAGCUCUUUCAGCUGUAUAUAAUCUGCUGAAAAAAGCGAAGGUGCAAGCUAUCAUAGGCCCAGAAACGCAUCUUCAGUCAAAGUUAUUGUCCCUGUCUGCUAAUAAAGCUAAAGUUCCUAUAUUUUCUUUUGCUAGUCCAUCCUCAAGGGAACACCCAUACUUGUUCCAAAUCAAACAAGACGAAUCCAGUAUGGCCAAAAGCAUUGCUGCUCUGGUGAAAUCAUAUAAUUGGAUGGAUGUUAUCUUUGUUCAUGAGGACACGGAUGAUGGCAUGGAGAUCUUAAGGUAUCUGGCCGAGUCAUUCCAAGAUAAAAACAUCCGUAUCAGUUACAGAUGUACCAUUUCUGCCUCAGCCACGCAUGAUGAAAUCACCAAAGAGUUACGUAAGAUCAAGACUUUUCACACAACUGUAAUUAUCCUACAUGUGUCACCUUCACUAGCAUCUAGCCUUAUCAUAAAUGCAAAAAUGUUAGGAAUGGUUAGUGAAGGAUAUGCAUGGAUUUUAACUGAAAAAACAGUUGACCUCUUGCGAUCAACGAACUUUACUGUCAUUGAGUCAUCACAAGGGGCACUAGGUUUUAGGUCGUAUGUUCCACAAUCAGACAGGCUUCACGAUUUCUUUCACAGAAAGAACUCCACCUCAGUAACAAAAGAAGUGCCUGUGCCUGCCUUAUGGGCAUACGAUAUAAUUUGGGCACUUGCCGAGUCUGUAGAGAAGGUUGGAGUCCCACAUAACGGUUCUAUGCUCUUACAUGAAGCUUUAAAAAUCAGAUUUAAGGGCAUAAGUGGUGAUUUUCAACUUAGUGAAGGAAAAGUAAUAUCCAAUGGAUAUGAGAUUAUGAAUGCGGUCGACAAUGGUGAGAGGAGAGUAGGAUAUUGGACGCAUUCACAAGGAAUCAGGAGAGCACGCCCACAUAUUAAGAGCGACCGUUUGUAUCCUAGUCUAGGUUCUGAAGCUGUUGUCUGGCCCGGAGGGUCUACAACUGCUCCAAAAGGUUGGGUCUUUCGUGCAACUUCCAGUAAAAGGUUAAAAAUCGGUGUUCUGAAGAUAAAAAACUUUAAGUACUUCAUGGAUGUAGAUCAUAACGUUGAGACCAAUGUUACAACUGCCACUGGAUUCUCCGUAGAUGUAUUUAAUACUUGCAUUCGUGCAUUACCAUAUGAAGUUCCAUACACAUUCAUUUCAUUUGAUAAUGGCACUUACGACGAUCUUGUACAGAAGGUGUACAAUGAGGAAAUUGAUGCAGUCGUGGGUGAUUCAACAAUCUUGGCCAACAGAUCUGAGUUUGUUGACUUUACAGCAACUUAUACCGACUUGGGUGUAGGAACACUAGCCAGAAUCAAGAAGAAAGACAUAUGGUUCUGCUUGAAGCCGCUGAUGAACAUUCGUAUAUGGCUAACUGCUAUUGGUUGUGUUAUCCUCAAUGCCUUUAUUGUUUGGGGUAUUGAACGUAUGGAUCCAGAUUCCGAAGUUUCACGUGGAAUCGUAUCCUGGGCGUCCUUCCUAUUGAUCAUCUUGUUUGCUCAAAAAGAGAAGUUGUCGAGGAAUCCAUCAAAAAUUGUAAUGUUCGUUUGGUUCAUCGUGGUGUUUGUCUUGUUCACGGGCUACACUGCAGUUUUUACUUCAUUGUUGACAGUAGAGCAAUUUGAAUCGGCAUCAAAGGGAGGACUUGUGGGGUUUCAUGGAGGCGAUUUUAUGAAAGGAGUGACAGUCAACAAUCUGCACUUCGAAAAUUGGAAGCACAGUCCAUUCUACUCAUACGAGGCUUAUGCUCAUGCUUUAUCAAAAGAUGGUGAUGCUGAUGCCAUUGUUGAUGAAAUUCCGUACAUCAAGAUGUUUCUUAGCAGGUACUCUGGUGAUUAUGGCUUGGUCUCCUAUCGACCUAUCACUGCUGGUUUUGCCUUUUGUAAGUACCCCUUCCUCUUCAUGCUCAGUUUCCCCCAUUAUCAUCGAUUGCAUGAAGUUCCAUUUUUUAGCUUUAUAGCAAAGAGUGUUCAAGAUAUAUUCCAAAAAGGUUCGCCGCUUGCUGAAGACGUGUCAAGAGAAAUCGCCAGGAUAAGAUUAGACGGAACUCUAGAAAGUUUGGAGAACAAGUGGUAUGAAAACCGUUUAUCUCUUCCAUCCAGAAAUUCUACAAUACCCCACGCCUUGACACUUGAUAAAUUUGGUGGUCUUUUUAUUAUUAGUGCGGGCACUUCUACUAUGAUCUUUAUAUUCUCUUUAUGUUACCUAAUUCGUACUAGAUUCGUGAUUUGA
Lactuca virosa is the source of this 2637-nucleotide messenger RNA. NCBI's taxonomy places the organism in Eukaryota, Viridiplantae, Streptophyta, Magnoliopsida, Asterales, Asteraceae. The record is from the annotation of a GenBank genome assembly.